Thalassophryne amazonica is the source of this 4989-nucleotide messenger RNA. RefSeq names its product phospholipase A2 receptor 1 (gene pla2r1). The coding region runs from base 143 to 4573 and encodes 1476 amino acids. The record is from RefSeq and is a predicted model, not a curated record. The transcript is spliced from 30 exons. Lineage: Eukaryota; Metazoa; Chordata; Actinopteri; Batrachoidiformes; Batrachoididae. Gene Ontology annotation, molecular function: signaling receptor activity.
UGCAGCUCCUCUCUGACGUCGCCGCUGAAAAAGUUCUCCACCAAAACUUUUCUACGAGGAGAAAAGAAGCAGUCGAAGCUUCGGUCCGGAGGAAUGUGCAGCGGACAUUUGUGCUGCUUCGACGUCCGUCCUCGCCGUCGAGAUGACCGUCCAGCUGUCUGUCCUGUGUUCGCUGUUGUUGGCGCUAAAAGGCAUCUGCGGCUCCGAGGACGAGCAGCUCCUGGACCAAAAACAAGUCGAGGAGUUUUACAAAAAAGGUCUGUUCAUCCUGGAGAGUGAGCCCCUGAAGCGGUGCAUCGCUGUAGAUCGCACUCGCCUGGUGCUGGAGGACUGCCAGCGACCCACGCACCACAUGCUGUGGAAGUGGGUUUCCCAACAUCGCCUCUUCAACUUGGGUACCAGCAUGUGUCUGGGCCUUAAUAUCUCUGACACGACGCAGCCUCUUGGUCUGUUUGAGUGUGACAUGGUCCUCCCCACCAUGUGGUGGCGCUGCAACGGAAACAUGCUGUACGGGGCUUCCCAGUGGAAGGUGGCGGUGGCUGGUCGUUUAGUGGUGUUAAAGAAAAACUCAAAUCAUGAAUGGAAACGGCACCAGACUCCCAAAGAGGGGCCGUGCUCACACCCGUAUGAAGAUGUCCACACUUUGUUGGGGAACGGCCAUGGCAUGCCCUGUGCUUUUCCCUUUAAAUACAACAACAAAUGGUACUCGGAGUGCACAGCUGAGGGCCGUGAGGACUAUCUUCAGUGGUGUUCCACCACCACACACUAUGAUGAUGCUGGAAGAUGGGGCUUCUGUCCGGUGCAAGAUUCCAGUUGUGAACAGUUGUGGGAGUCAAACCAAGAGCUGGGUGCAUGUUACCAAUUCAAUCUGUACACCAUCCUAACCUGGAGUCAAGCAGUGUUGACCUGCCAGGCCCAAGGUGGAAACCUGCUCAGCAUCACCACCCUGGCAGAGCACUGGUACAUCAGAGAUCGGCUAGCUACCGUGAACGUGAUGGCGUGGAUCGGGCUGAACCACUUGAAGGAUGGCCGGGGCUGGCAGUGGUCAGACGGAGCUCCUCUGUCCUUGGUCAACUUCACCACAGCUCUGCCUCCCAGCCCACUACAGGAGAACCAACAAUGUGGUGUGUACAACUCAGCCUUCGAGGGUCACUGGCAGAGUCUGUCGUGUGAGUCUGCGCUGCCUUACAUCUGUAAGAAGACACCUAAUGACACCCGGAGAGCUGAGCCUGUAGAAAACUGGCAGUACAUCAAAACACUUUGUGACGAUGGCUGGUUGGCCCAUAAUGGUUUCUGCUACCGGGUGCUGCCAGAAACAGAAGCUGGAAGCUGGGAGGAGUCAUUUCAGGCUUGUAUCUCCCAGGGAGCAAACCUCACCAGCCUCCACUCCUUGUCUGAGGUUGAAAUGCUGCUGGACCUCCUGGCUAACUUCUCUGGGAGUACUACAGAGGUGUGGAUCGGUCUUUGGAAGAUGGCGUCAUCGCCAGCUGUGGAGUGGUGUGAUGGUUCACCGGUAAUGCUCACUCUCUGGCACCAGUAUCACCAGCAUCCUCACAAUGACAGCGAUGGAACACUUUGCGUCAAAGUAGAAAGAAAGACAGGCAACUGGAUCUUAACAUCAUGUAAAGAGCGACUGCCUGCAGUUUGCAGGCGAAAAAGCUCCGUUCCCGUUCAUCAGCCUGGACCGUGGGAUGAAGGAUGUCCUGAGGGCUGGAAGCGACACGGGCACUCGUGCUACACAGUGACCAGCGGUGAACAGAAUUAUGAAGAUGCAAAGCUGGGAUAUUACUGCAAAGCUCCUCUCCUUACUGUGGAAAACAGGUUUGAACAGGCCUUUGUGAACAGUUUGCUCAAUGCGAGGGGAGCCAACAGCAGCCUGCAUUACUGGAUUGGCCUCGUAGACCAGGAGCAAAACGGAGAGUACACGUGGCUUUCUAACAACGGCUCCUCUCUGCCGCUCACCUUCUCUAACUGGAACAAACACCAGCCGGUCAGCGCUGGUGGAUGUGUUGUUAUGUCAGGUGGUCCUGCUCUGGGUCACUGGGAGGUGAAAGACUGCAAAUCCCACAAGGCCUUAUCGGUGUGCAAACAAAAUGUCAGUGGUUACCAGGAUGUGCAGCUGCUGGAGCACGGCAUAGAUGCCUCUGCUCCCUGUCCUCCAGGGUGGGAAUCACACUCUGGACUUCUCCACUGUUUUAAGGUGUUUCAUGAUGAAAAAGUGCUGAUGAAGCGCUCCUGGGUGGAAGCAGACUUCUUCUGCCAGGCCCUUGAGGCUCAGCUGGCCAGUUUCCACCACUAUGACGAACAAGUGUUUGUUAAGCACCUCCUCAGUGCCAUGUUUGAAGGAACAGAGGGUCGCAAGUUUUGGGUAGGCUUAAAUAAGAGAGACCCCGAGCACCUCGGAGUGUGGGAAUGGUCCGAUGGCUCUCCUGUGGUGAAGUCUUUCAUUGAGGAUAAGAAUGAGGAAGACGACAGGAGGGACUGUGCCGUGUACAGCGACCUGACCAAUGUUCUCAUGCCACAGCCGUGUGACACCAAACAUGAGUGGAUCUGCAAAUUACCCAGAGGUGGCAGACUGAAAAAACCCUACUGGUACACUGAGCAGAGUGAGCCGUGGGUUUUUUACCAUGGAGCCGAGUACCUGCUGGCCAAACAGCCCUUUGACUGGGAUGCUGUCAAUCUGGCCUGUCAGAUGAUGGGAGCCCAGCUGCUCUCCAUUCACUCCAGAGAGGAGCUACACUUCAUCAAGGAGCGACUACGGCGGCUCUCUUUGAGCCCUGCUGAAUGGUGGAUCGGGUUCUCCAUCGACCAGCCUGGAGGGGAGGUCAGGUGGAGUGAUAAAACAGGCCUAGACUUUCAGAACUGGGCAGAGGGCUCGAGCAGAGCUGGCCCUCUGAAACACAGGCUGUGUGUCACCAUGUCGUCAUCUUCGGGAAAGUGGUCACCAAAGGAGUGCAGCGAUCUCCACGGCUACGUGUGCAAGAGAAAGACUGUGUCUGUGGUGGAAACGCCUAGGGAGCCACGCUACAUCGGAAGAUGUCCGGAGAAGUGGCUGUACUUUGGACACAAGUGUCUUUUACUUCACCUUCCUGGAAGCCCAAAAGAAGGAAAAAGUUGGAGAGAUGCCCAAUCCAUCUGCUCCUCUUUUGAUGGUUCACUGGUUGCCAUAGAAGAUGAAAUUGAACAAGCCUACAUCACGAUGUUGCUGCAGGGCAGCUCUGUUGGUGUGUGGAUCGGUCUGCGGGAUGAAGACACCAUGAAAUGGACCAAUGGGAAACCAGUCAGCUACACCAACUGGUCUCCAGUUGAACCGAAGAGCUAUCUCACUGAGGACAAGUGGUUCAGUGGAUUUUCUGAUGAGCCUCUUUGCACUGUUCUGUCAAACAACCACAACUUCCAUCUAACAGGGAAGUGGUAUGAUGAGAAGUGUAGCGACCGUGGGUAUGGCUUUGUUUGUCAAAAACCUCAAGAUAUAGCCAAACCCCCCUCCCACUCAUCUCGCCACCGCCUUCCUGACAGUAUUGAGUACAGAAGUCGCAACUACAGGGUCGUGUCUGGCAACAUGAGCUGGUACGAGGCGCUGCAUAUGUGCAUAAAGAAUGAUUCAGACCUAGUGAGCGUUACAGAUGCCUACCACCAGGCUUUCCUUACUGUCCUUGUCAAUAGAUUGGCAGUCCCCCACUGGAUUGGGCUCUAUAGUCAAGACAAUGGUAUCAAUUACCGGUGGACUGAUGGCAGCGACACGGUGUACACACACUGGGAUGCAGCCGAAGAUGGUGAUGACUGUGUGACAAGAGAAUGCGUAUAUAUGGAUGUGGACGGAGGCUGGCGGCGAACCGAGUGUGAAGCUCUACUGCCAGGAGCUCUGUGUCACGUACUUCCAAAAAGGAGUAACUCAUUUGCCACACCUGAGGUGGUUUGUCCGUCCACGUGGGUGAAGUUUGGAAAAGGCUGCUACAACUUUGAACCUGUGGUACAAAGUUUAACUUUGGAAGAGGCGAGAGAUCACUGCAGACGGAAAGUCAACACUUCCGAUGUCCUGACUCUUGAGAGUGAGGCGGAGAACCGUUUUGUUCUGGAUCAGCUGUGGUCGGCAGGGGUGCUUCACCAGACCGUGUGGCUGGGGAUGUACUUCAACACUGACACGGAUUCUUUGGCCUGGGUGGACGGUUCGGUUAUGGACUACACCAAUUGGCGCUUCAAAGUCCCUGAUCCCAAGCUGCUGACCACAGAUACCUGUGUUUCCAUCAGGGUGGUCGAUGGCGUGUGGCACUUAUCACGAUGCAUUGAGCGGCUGGGGUUCGUUUGCAAAUCCCGCACAGCAAUAUCUGAGGUGGAAGUGCAACCACUAAAAGAUUUCCAUCACGGCAUCGUGUCCACUGCCGUGCUGGUGGCUGUCCUCAUCUUUGUCCUGCUGGCAGGAGUUGUGUGGUUUGUCUACAAGAGGAAUGUUGUACGUUUUCACAGACUGCCGACACUCGGCAGCGCCUAUUACAGACAAAGCAGUUCACAGGGGACAGACUCUGAUGGAAACGUGCUGAUCACAGACUUGGAAGCUCCCCCAGGAGAAUAGUGCAGAGUGACUCCAUCUAUUUUUUUGGUUGUUGAUGUGUUUUUCCUUCAUCAUUCCGCCGUCUGGUGCGGAUGGCACAUUAUGUUCUCAGGCUGUGAUGCUGAUUGCUCAGGAUAGAGGUGACAUGAUGACAGGAAGUACCAUUUUUGUGCAUAUAAGUUUGGGAUUUCAUCACUGGGCAAAUUGAUUGCGAAGCAAAUGUUUUUGUUGUCAACAAAGAGCGUGUAAAUGUAUUUUGAAAUCCAAUAACAGUAUCUGUAUUUAAAAGUUUUAUAAGUCGCGUGAGAAUAAUGUCAGAGACCUUCAACCUCAUUAAAAAAAAGAAUGGACCGAACAUGAAAUAGUGAAGUUGGGACGUGUAAAAUGUAAAUAAACACAGAAUACAAUGAUUUGCAAAUCCUCUUCAACCUAUAUUC